Molecule: messenger RNA, 2701 nt
Organism: Cinclus cinclus
Lineage: Eukaryota; Metazoa; Chordata; Aves; Passeriformes; Cinclidae
Gene: MON1A
Product: MON1 homolog A, secretory trafficking associated
Exons: 5
Coding region: 1-1650 (549 amino acids)
Biological process (GO): protein targeting to vacuole; vesicle-mediated transport
Source: RefSeq, a predicted model, not a curated record
AUGGCUGCAGAUGUCCACAAGAAGAAAAGCUGGGAAGUGCCCAAUGGGUCCCUGGCACCAGGAGAUGGGCAGCACACGGAGAGGUCCGAGAGCCCCACGCCGGGGCUGGCACAGGGCACGGAGCCAGGGGCAGGCCAGGAGGGAGCCAUGUUCGUGCACACCCGCUCCUAUGAGGACCUGACCAGUCCUGAGGAUGGGGCGGCUGUGGCACGGAGCCCAGAGGAGAGACGAGGGGAGCCAGCCAAGCAGAGCAGCAUGGAGCAGAUCAGCAAGGACUUCAGCGAGCUGAGCACACAGCUCACGGGCAUGGCCCUUGACCUGGAGGAAGAGAUGAGGCCAGGCAAGGAGGGGAAGCUAGAGCCAUCCCUGCAGACCACCCGCCGUGACUCGGUGCUGUCGGGGAAGGAGGAGGAGGAUGUGACCAUGGAUGCCUGGCGCUUGCACAGGAAGCACGUCUUCGUGCUGAGCGAGGCAGGCAAGCCCGUGUAUUCCCGCUACGGCUCUGAGGAGGCCUUGUCCAGCACCAUGGGCGUCAUGAUGGCCCUGGUGUCCUUCCUGGAGGCCGAGAAAAACGCCAUCCGGUCCAUCCACGCAGAUGGCUACAAAGUGGUCUUUGUGCGGAGGAGCCCGCUGGUGCUGGUGGCAGUGGCACGCACCCGGCAGUCAGAGCAGGAGAUUGCACACGAGCUGCUCUACAUCUACUACCAGAUUCUGAGCCUGCUUACAUGGACCCAACUCAACCACAUCUUCCAGCAGAAGCAGAACUAUGACCUGCGCCGGCUCCUGGCUGGCUCCGAGCGCAUCACUGACAACCUGCUGGACCUCAUGGCCCACGACCCCAGCUUCCUGAUGGGUGCUGUGCGCUGCCUGCCCCUGGCUGCCAGUGUCCGGGAUGCUGUCAGCAGCAGCCUGCAGCAGGCCAAGGCCAAGAGUCUGGUCUUCUCCAUUCUGCUGUCUGGGAACCAGCUAGUGUCUCUCGUGAGGAAGAAGGAUCAGUUCCUUCAUCCCAUUGACCUCCAUCUGCUCUUCAACCUCAUCAGCUCUUCUUCAUCUUUUCGGGAGGGCGAAGCCUGGACUCCCAUUUGCCUCCCUAAGUUCAACUCCAGCGGUUUCUUCCACGCCCACAUCUCCUACCUGGAGCAGGAGAUGGACCUGUGCCUGCUGCUGGUCUCCACUGACCGUGAGGACUUCUUCACCGUCUCCGACUGCAAGCGGCGCUUCCAGGAGCGCCUGCGGCGGCGGGGGGUGCACCAUGCUCUGCAGGAGGCUCUGCGCACCCCCUUCUACAGCAUCGCCCAGGUGGGCAUCCCUGACCUCCGGCACUUCAUCUACAAGUCCAAGAGCUCCGGGCUCUUCACCAGCCCUGAGAUUGAGGCUCCCUACGUGCAGGAGGAGGAGAAGGAGAGGCUCUUGGGGCUUUAUCAAUACCUGCACAGUCGGGCCCACAACUCUUCACGGCCCCUGAAGAACAUCUAUUUCACAGGCCCCCGCGAGAACCUCCUGGCGUGGGUAACCAAUGCCUUUGAGCUCUAUGUAUGCUACAGUCCCCUGGGGACCAAGGCCGGUGCCAUCAAUGCUGUCAACAAGCUCAUGAAGUGGAUCCGCAAGGAGGAAGACCGACUCUUCAUCCUCACGCCCCAGACAUACUGACGGGCAUCUGGCAUCACCUGGGGGAUGGAGCCAGCUGGGAGAGCCCCCACUGUGCUGGGGAGCCCAUUCACAGGGACCCCAGAGCACAGGGAAACCCCAUCUGCAGGACUGUCCAACCUGGUUGUUAGAGAUGGGGUGCACAGGGAAAGGGAAAGGGCUGAACAGGACUUUCAGCUGCAGGCAGUGCCCCAGCUGGGGGGCUGUUCUUCUGCAGUCCCCAGCUCCAUCCCUUGUGGGGGUCCUGGAGUGGGGCUGCUGGUACCCCAAGUUACUGGAGGGGAGCAGAACCCCUGGGUCCUGCUCCCUAUGCCUAGCACCUCCCUUCUCUGACAUCCUGUGGCUGUGCCGAGGGUGGGAGUCCCCAGGGGAGAUGUGGCAGCACUCAGGGCGCCCCUGUGUUGCUGUGCCCGCAGAUGACAGGUGACGCUGUCCUGACAAGGGACAGGGCUGGCCUGCACCUUUCCCUGCCUUGGGGAAUCUGGAUCCCCCAAGUGCCAGGGAGCCUCUGCAGUCCCAGAGCGGGUUUGCCCCCUUGGCAUCUGUAUGAGCCUGGACCCUUCCCACUGUGGCUGUGAAAAGGAUGACUGUCCCUGGGGUUGCUGGCAGGCAGGGUGGGUCACCCCGCCCCACCUGGGACAGCAGGGUCCUGCCCACCUCAUCACAAGGACACAGCAGCUCCAGAGGUGCUGAGGUGUUUGUCAGGGUGCUUGUGGGCUUGUGGUUCUGGCUGUGGGUAGUGGACCCUAAAAGGGGCAGCUCAAGCACAUCUCCUUGGAGACCCCCUGGUGCAGGGCCAUGGUGCUCCCCACCCCAUGGAGGAGGCACUGGAGCACCUGUCGCCCAAACCCAAAUCCAGCUCCUCGAGCCAGCUACACUGAGCUUCCUGCACCUCCCUGACUACCCCAGGCACUGGUGUGGGGCUGAGCACCUGUGAACAGCGCAGCUCUAUAUCUUGGGGCUGUCUGAAUAGUGCUGGAAUAGGUGUUGCAGGAGGGGCGGAGCCAUCAGGGUGACACCCUGGCACAGAGGGAGCUGGGAAGGAUCUGGCAGG